Staurois parvus is the source of this 300-nucleotide messenger RNA. Lineage: Eukaryota; Metazoa; Chordata; Amphibia; Anura; Ranidae. The record is from the annotation of a GenBank genome assembly.
AUGUUAUUAUGUUUUUUUCUUGGAGCACAACUUACAUUCUUUAUUGUAAAAAAAUGUCAAUGUUGAGGCUAAAUGUUUGUGUGCUGUGGUAUAUAGCACAGCAUAGGGCAGUGUUUCUCAACUCCAGUCCUCAUGGACCCCCAACAGGUCAUGUUUUCAGGAUUUCCCUCAGAUGAAACAGCUGUGGUAAUUACUAAGGGAGUGAAACUGAUCAAAUCACCUGUGCAAAAUAAUGGAAAUCCUGAAAACAUGACCUGUUGGGGGUCCAUGAGGACUGGAAUUGAGAAACACUGGCAUAGG